AUGCGUUUUGACACUAUCAUCCUCACCCUUCUCCCUGCCCUCGCAGCGGCAGACUUCCACAUCGACAAGCUCAGCAACACCGCCAUCUCCAGCGGUAGUAGCCAGACCAGAUGGACCUCAACCGUGGCGUGCCCCUCCAACUACUGGAACUGCAAGUGCCUCACCCAGAGUGACCGCACCGGCAAAGUUGAGGGGUCGCUUGGCGAUGAUGUCUUCGCAGUGCGAAACCUGUGUGGCAUGAAGAAGCUCAACUUUUACAAGAGCGGUAGCAACUAUCAGAUGUACGAGGAUAGUGGCAACGGAAAGGUCAUUGGAAAUUGCUACCGCAAUGAUGGAGAUGUUGGGAAGCAGUGUGGUAUUACGGGUGGGAACUCUAUUGUUACACAGGGCUAUGUGUGCUACUCGUAUGUUUGCAACUAG
Messenger RNA from Fusarium sp. VM40, 420 nucleotides. The record is from the annotation of a GenBank genome assembly. Lineage: Eukaryota; Fungi; Ascomycota; Sordariomycetes; Hypocreales; Nectriaceae.